AUGGCUCCUCUGAAAGACGAGACCAUUAAAAUGGAAGAAAAUGUGUCCCCUAAGAGAGAAGUCAACAAAGGGGCAUGGACAGCAGAAGAAGAUAGAAAAUUGGCUGAGGUUAUUGCAGUUCAUGGUGCUAAAAGGUGGAAGAUAAUUGCAAUUAAAGCAGGCUUAAAUAGGUGUGGUAAAAGUUGCAGGCUGAGAUGGAUGAAUUAUCUGAGGCCGAACAUUAAGAGAGGAAAUAUAUCAGACCAAGAAGAGGACUUGAUACUGAGGCUUCAUAAACUCCUUGGAAACAGGUGGUCUUUGAUUGCUGGAAGGUUACCAGGAAGAACAGAUAACGAGAUCAAGAACUAUUGGAAUUCUCAUUUGAGCAAGAAAAUAAACCAGAAAGAGAAACAAAGUGGAGCUACAACAAGAGAAGGCUGCAAAGCUCAAAAGAGAGUAGUGGAGAAUGCCAAAGAAGUGAGGGAAGAGAACACAUCUAGGGAAGGUGAGGACUCAAAUAUCAGCUUUGAUGUGGAUGAGUUCUUUGAUUUCUCGAAUGAGGAUCCCCUGAACUUGGAGUGGAUGAGCAGAUUUCUUGAAGUUGAUGAGGGUUUUAAUUGAACUUUAUGGAAGGUGCAAGAUUUGUUUCUUUCUCCAUGAUCAUGAAUUCAAUGCAAUCCAAGUUUAUCUGUAAGACUUGUUUGCUAUUCAUGAAUUUGGCAGGGUUCAUGUUUUGUGUCAGCUCUCCUAGUUGCUCAAAUAGUGAAACAGCAGCACGACACUUUUGAUUGCUCCUAAUCACUUAGUGCAGAGAAUAUCCUUGAGUUUUUUCUUUUUGUCCACGCUGAUACCGAAUACUCUCUAGACCAAAGUAAAAGAAAAAAGGAGAGAGAGAGAGAGAGAGAGAGAGAGAGAGAGAAGAUUAAUUAGGAAGGCAAAUGGGGAGGAUAGAGCAAAGCGAUUAUGUACUGUAGUUUUGGACUGAAGGUCUCAAAAGGGUAUGGAGAUUCUUUCUGUAUACGACA
Messenger RNA from Theobroma umbraticum, 1004 nucleotides. RefSeq names its product transcription factor MYB114-like. Gene Ontology annotation, cellular component: nucleus. Gene Ontology annotation, molecular function: transcription cis-regulatory region binding. Gene Ontology annotation, biological process: cell differentiation; regulation of DNA-templated transcription. The record is from RefSeq and is a predicted model, not a curated record. NCBI's taxonomy places the organism in Eukaryota, Viridiplantae, Streptophyta, Magnoliopsida, Malvales, Malvaceae.